Panicum hallii is the source of this 396-nucleotide messenger RNA. RefSeq lists its product as uncharacterized. NCBI's taxonomy places the organism in Eukaryota, Viridiplantae, Streptophyta, Magnoliopsida, Poales, Poaceae. The record is from RefSeq and is a predicted model, not a curated record. The transcript has a single exon. The coding region runs from base 1 to 396 and encodes 131 amino acids.
AUGGCGGGGGCUGGGGUGCUAUCACUCGUCACCGCCCCCACCAUUGCCAACAUCAGGCUCCACCACAUGCUGAUUGACGGAGUCGCCGGCCUCAGUGUCAUCAGCUAUGCAGCGUUCAAACAGCCGCAGAUUUCAGAGUCCAAGUUGGCCCCAUCUCGCCCAUUCUUCGGAGUGGGCCCUCAUCCCGUCUACCCGGUGGGGACCAUCUCCCUGCCGGUCACGUUCGGGACGGAGGUGAACUUCCGCACAGAGAACGUACAGUUCGAAGUUGCGGAGGUGAACCUCCCUUUCAACGCCAUCAUUGGCAGACCGGCUCUGUACCGGUUUAUGGUCGUUGCCCAUUAUGGGUACUUAGUCCUCAAGAUGCCGUCCCCUACUGGCGUCCUCACCGUGUAA